AUUUCCGGUUCCGCUAUUCUCUAUCCGUCAUUCACGUUUAGAACCAAGUACAAGUCGUGUCAGUCUUGCGUUUUGAUUGUCUGUCAUCGCACUUUCCUGGUUUCUAUUUAAACCUGGUUGAUUUUUGGUUGUCAGUCAUUCCCGCUGUUUUGUUUCCGUUGACUGUUCUUCAUAUGCCCCGUUCGCGAUCUUCAUCUAUUGAUUCCUCUUCGUCUUUGUCGUCUUUGUCGUCUUCAUCUUCUGAUACUAUGUCGUCCACGAUGUCACAAUACUCAUAUAACCCUCCCCGCGUUAGCAAACGAGAGUACCUCUUGGCUCAGAUCCGUCACAAGGAUCAGAUCAUAGAGUCUCUGUUGAAGCAGUUGCACAACCCUUACCUUGCGACGCCGCUUUCGGUUGCAUCCUUCAAAGCAGCGACAUCACCAUCUGACAGUGACAACAUGAACAUUGUUGACUGGCUUGAUCGUCUGCAGGCUAGUACCAAGCAACCAGGAAUGGCCUCGCCCACCGACCCUAACUUCCUUCGUAACUUGCGCAACCCCUCUGCAGUUGUUGUGGAUGAUUCCGAGGAUGACGAUCCCGACGCUGAAGAGGGUCCCGUCGAAGAAGAGGACGUCGAGAAAGUCAGGAACUCACUCCCUGACGCUGCUGUGCCUAUCGGGCUGCUCGCAAACUUGUCUUUAGAUAAAGAUAAAGACAAGGGUAAAGGUAGAGGUCGCCAAGGUGGUAUCACUGGUGCAGGUAACUCGAAACCGGAAGACGACGAUGACAAUGUGGGUGUGGCCAAUAAGGAGUACUUUUUGCCUGGUCCUGCCUCGAACUUGAAUAUCCGCAAAACCUUGGUGGAACAGCACACGCCGGAGAUAGUUCUCCACGGACUCGUGAAUAACACUGACGUUGAAAAGCUUUUCGAUAUAUUCUGGAAGCAAAUCAAUCCAUUCAUUGGCCUCCUCGAUCCCACGUUACAUACAUCUCAAUCCAUCUUCCAAAGGUGUCCCUUCUUGUUUACCGUUAUCUGUACUAUUUCUUCGCGUUACUACAAGGAGAAGUCUGAGAUCUAUCCUGUUGCUAUGCACUUUGCAAAACACUCCGCGGCUAACGCGCUUAUCGACGGCUGGAAAUCUGUCGAGUUAUGUCAAGCUUACAUUCUCAUGAGCAUUUAUGCUGUCCCAGCUCGCAGGUGGGAGGAAGACAGAAGCUGGUUGUACACAGGACUUGCAGCGCGGAUUGCUACAGACUUGAAUUUGCAUCAGGUCUCUACAACACAGCCCCAGACGGAGCGCCAGGAGCGAGAGAUGUUGAAUCGCACUCGCGUGUGGAUGAUAUGUUUUAAUAUCGAUAGAUCAACUGCUACGCAGUUUGGCAAGCCCUCGACGAUUAAGGAGGACUAUAUCACUCGUCAUUCCGCAGACUGGUACAAACAAUCUCGUUUCAGAGAUAAGUUUGAUAUCCACCUAUGCGCUUAUUCAACGCUUCUUCGCAUCGUGGGCCGGUUCCAUGACGAUAUUUUCUCAGACCCCAGCUCUCCAACCGGUUUGAACAAGGGUAUCAACUUCCUUCAGGUUACGUUAGAACACGAUCGUCAUCUUACAAACUAUUUUGAGGAAUGGACCAGACGCUUUAAUGAGGAAUCUGACCCUGGAGAUCCUGGAAGUGUAUUCCGAUGCACUCUGCUACCCUUCUUGGUCAGCUAUUCACGUCUUGUCAUGUACUCUUUCGGAUUUCAACACGCCUUCCAACGAGGCAUGGAGGCGAGUGACAACGUCUUUCUUGAUAAGUGUUUCGACUCCGCAAAAGUGGUCAUUAAGCAAAUGAUCGAAGUGCUGGCACCUAGUGGUCUCAUGCGUGCUGCCCCUGAUGGUCACUUCGUCUUUGCGUCUUUCGCCUCUGCAUUCAUGCUCAAGCUUCUGCGUCCCGAGUUUGCUCAGCUGUUGACCCGCCAGAUGGAGGACGAGAUCUUUGAACUCAUUGGCCGCCUGAUCACGACGCUUCAAGAUCUUGCCAUUGAUGAACGUCACACACCACGCCUAUAUGCUCGAUUCCUUGCCAGCCUUCUUACGAGACAUAGGAAAGGUGGAGGCUCUGUUGGUGGGCGUCUUCAACACGUUCCACCUCAAGGCCAAGUUUCUCGUCAACCUGAACCUCGUAGCUUCGCUUCGCAACCCUCGUCAUCUUCAGGGACAAGAUACGCUGGUGGACCAGCGCCAGGCAUGUCACAGCAAGGACGCGAUAAUGAUUCCAUGCAGAUGACUCUCAACCGAGGCACUUCAAGCUCUUCAUCGCAGGCAUCCACACCUCCUUCCGCGACUCCCAUGAUAUAUUCCGAAGCUACUUACUCUCGCGCUCAGUCGAACCAUGGAGUUUUAGAUAGCGAUAUGGAUGUUGGAAUGGCAGAUGUGCUAUCGGAGAGCGGGACAUUGGCAGCUAUGCAUGCACUCAACGAUGCCUGGUGGAGUAACAUGAUGAUGCCAGGGUUCUCCUGGCCAGAAGGACCACACUUGAACGGCGUCGCAGAAGUUUACAAUCACGGAAUACCUGGCAUCCACCCAAGCUUUGGAGGGUAUACAGCUGAACCACAGCUAGCAAUGUAACUUUUUCGUCCGUAGGACACUUGGUUAUAUGACGUCGUCAAGGGUCGGAAAUUUCUCUUCUAUUAUUGAUUGUUCUUUGGUUUCAUACAGUACUACUGUAUUCAUGAUCUUGCUUUCACUACCGUACACUGUACACUUGGUCAUUCAUGUUUUGUGUUUCAGAAUCUUACACACGUAGACGACAUUAGCAGCAUCUCAAAAUUGUCUUGACUCGAGCUUUAAUAAGGCUUUGAAAUAUUGCCUUCAAGUUUU
Molecule: messenger RNA, 2843 nt
Organism: Suillus subalutaceus
Lineage: Eukaryota; Fungi; Basidiomycota; Agaricomycetes; Boletales; Suillaceae
Product: fungal-specific transcription factor domain-containing protein
Exons: 16
Coding region: 174-2591 (805 amino acids)
Biological process (GO): DNA-templated transcription; regulation of DNA-templated transcription
Cellular component (GO): nucleus
Molecular function (GO): transcription cis-regulatory region binding; DNA-binding transcription factor activity, RNA polymerase II-specific; zinc ion binding
Source: RefSeq, a predicted model, not a curated record